Ilex paraguariensis (yerba mate) is the source of this 360-nucleotide messenger RNA. NCBI's taxonomy places the organism in Eukaryota, Viridiplantae, Streptophyta, Magnoliopsida, Aquifoliales, Aquifoliaceae. The record is from the annotation of a GenBank genome assembly.
AUGUGGGGGCGUAACUACAUGGAACAAAUGGGGAACUGCAAUCUUGCUUUUGUGAACUCAAUUACCCAGCAACGUACAACAGGUUUUGAUCCCAAACAGUCAUAUUUCAACUACAUGGGUAUGCUUGCUGUUGAGGGUUCAUACGAUAAGAUGGAGGCUCUUUUAAGCCUAAACAUUCACCCAGUAGACAUCUUAUUGAUGAUGGCUGCAUCAGAAGGUGACAAGCCAAAACUUGAAGAGUUGCUGAGAGCUGGAGCUGAUUACAGUGUCAAGGAUGCAGAUGGACGGACCGCACUUGAUAGGGCGGCUAGUGAUGAAAUCAAGGACUUUAUCCUUGGUUUUUCAGUUCAGAAGGCAUGA